Molecule: messenger RNA, 816 nt
Organism: Trichoderma asperellum CBS 433.97
Lineage: Eukaryota; Fungi; Ascomycota; Sordariomycetes; Hypocreales; Hypocreaceae
Source: RefSeq, a predicted model, not a curated record
AUGUGUGAUUUUAGCUAUCGACUUUUGAAUAGGCCUGGCAUUGCAAAUGGGCGCAUUAAUGGCCACGAGAAUUUCGUUGAUAACGAUGGUGUGAAGAUCCAUUACCGGUCAUACGGUUCUGGUCCUCUUUUAAUUUUGCAACACGGUUUCCCAGACAGAGAAACAACCUGGAAUACUUUUCAAAUCCAAGAAUUCGCAAAAAAAUAUGCUGUUCGAUGUCCCACUAAGAAGGAAUAUUAUGCUGCAGAUGCCUAUGUUUCCGACAUGUUGGCGGUGAUAAAAGCAACUGGUAAAGCAUCGGCUGUCAUUGUGGGUCACGAUGUUGGAGGCGUUGUCGUGCAAAAGUUUGCUUCGGCACAUACGGACAUGUUGAAGGCCCUGGUUAUGGUUAACUCUCCAAUCAUCCCAGUUUUCCUCCCGUUAAUAGAGUUUGACAGCUACCAGCAACAACUAUCUGAAUACACAAUACCAUAUUAUGCAUACCAGCUAGGGCAGCCAAAAAACAUAUCUACCAUAAACACAUGCAAAAAAUCCCCUCUCUAUGGGAUGCUCGACUUUUACAACGAAAAUUUUCCUGCGCCUCCGUAUGGGCAAGACCUCAGCACGGAAGGCUUGGCUGAAAGAGUUCCUAGCAGCAUUAUCUGGGGAGAGCUUGACCCAUACUUUAGUCCGGCUAUGCUCAAUAGCCUCGAGGCUCGGUUUGAGUACGGAAUUAGAUUAGUCACGGUUCCAGGAGCCGGUCAUUGGUCCUUUAGAGAUAAGCCUGCGCGGUUCAAUGCUGAGCUAAAGUCUUUUCUCGAUUUCCUUGAAUACUAA